AUGCCCCCUACAAGGACCCUCAACGCCCCCUACAAGGACCCUCAACGCCCCUACAAGGACCCUCAACGCCCCCUACAAGGACCCUCAACGCCCCUACAAGGACCCUCAACACCCACUACAAGGACACUCAACGCCCCCUACAAGGACCCUCAACGCCCCCUACAAGGACCCUCAACGCCCCCUACAAGGACCCUCAACGCCCCCUACAAGGACCCUCAACGCCCCCUACAAGGACCCUCAACGCCCCCUACAAGGACCCUCAACGCCCCCUACAAGGACCCUCAACGCCCCCUACAAGGACCCUCAACGCCCCCUACAAGGACCCUCAACGCCCCCUACAAGGACCCUCAACGCCCCCUACAAGGACCCUCAACGCCCCCUACAAGGACCCUCAACGCCCCCUACAAGGACCCUCAACGCCCCCUACAAGGACCCUCAACGCCCCCCUACAAGGACCCUCAACGCCCCCCUACAAGGACCAUCAACGCCCCUACAAGGACCCUCAACGCCCCCUACAAGGACCCUCAACGCCCCUACAAGGACACUCAACGCCCCCUACAAGGACCCUCAACGCCCCCUACAAGGACCCUCAACGCCCCCUACAAGGACCCUCAACGCCCCCUACAAGGACCCUCAACGCCCCCUACAAGGACCCUCAACGCCCCCUACAAGGACCCUCAACGCCCCCUACAAGGACCCUCAACGCCCCCUACAAGGACCCUCAACGCCCCCUACAAGGACCCUCAACGCCCCCUACAAGGACCCUCAACGCCCCCUACAAGGACCCUCAACGCCCCCUACAAGGACCCUCAACGCCCCCUACAAGGACCCUCAACGCCCCCUACAAGGACCCUCAACGCCCCCUACAAGGACCCUCAACGCCCCCUACAAGGACCCUCAACGCCCCCUACAAGGACCCUCAACGCCCCCUACAAGGACCCUCAACGCCCCCUACAAGGACCCUCAACGCCCCCUACAAGGACCCUCAACGCCCCCUACAAGGACCCUCAACGCCCCCUACAAGGACCCUCAACGCCCCCUACAAGGACCCUCAACGCCCCCUACAAGGACCCUCAACGCCCCCUACAAGGACCCUCAACGCCCCCUACAAGGACCCUCAACGCCCCUACAAGGACCCUCAACGCCCACUACAAGGACACUCAACGCCCCCUACAAGGACCCUCAACGCCCCCUACAAGGACCCUCAACGCCCCCUACAAGGACCCUCAACGCCCCCUACAAGGACCCUCAACGCCCCCUACAAGGACACUCAACACCCACUACAAGGACACUCAACACCCACUACAAGGACACUCAACACCCACUACAAGGACCCUCAACGCCCACUACAAGGACACCCACUAA
Molecule: messenger RNA, 1365 nt
Organism: Procambarus clarkii (red swamp crayfish)
Lineage: Eukaryota; Metazoa; Arthropoda; Malacostraca; Decapoda; Cambaridae
Source: RefSeq, a predicted model, not a curated record